This is a messenger RNA of Owenia fusiformis, 1309 nucleotides long. The record is from the annotation of a GenBank genome assembly. NCBI's taxonomy places the organism in Eukaryota, Metazoa, Annelida, Polychaeta, Sabellida, Oweniidae.
UGUCAUGAUAAUUAUUUUUGAAAAAAAAGAUUCGGUGUCUCGUGAUCGAUCCCAGUUACGUGCAUAUUCAGGAGUAUACCAUCUAUCUGACAAACUGAAAUGGGUCCACAUUGGAAGUGUUAUUCUGAUGAAGAACUUGAAGUCCAGUAUUCUCCUAGUAAGUGGUCAACACGUGAGGAUGCUGUCGGGACAUACUUAGAUAUAAUAGGAAAAGGCAGUAUCCAUGUAAGGAAUACCCUUGAAUGUCAUCUUAAUAUCCAAUAUGGAGAUUUAUCAGAUGAAAAAGUGGACAUAUUCUGUCCAGCAUCACUACCAAAAGAUGCUCCGGUGUUUGUGUAUAUACAUGGGGGAUACUGGCAGUUAAAUUGUUUAGAAUUGAACUGCUACAUGGCUGAGACAUUUUACAAAGCUGGAGCUGCAACUGCCACUAUAGGAUAUGCCAAGGCUCCAUCAGUGAGCCUGGCACAUAUAACUAAGACAAUCAAGAAAGGAGUGGAACUUGUCUUACAAUGGGCUAUGGACAGGGGCUCAAGGGGUGUAUGCAUAUCAGGGCAUUCUGCAGGAGGUCAGCUGGUGGCAAUGAUGCUUUCUCUUAACUGGAACAAAAAGUUUAAUGGGAUCUUAAAAGGUGUGGUCCCUAUAUCUGCUGUAUUUGAUGUGAGACCUGUAAUAAGAAUGAGCGUCAAUGAUGCCCUAAAAGCCACUGAAGAGGAAGCCUGGCAGUACAGCCCAUUGAACCAUGUAGAAUCUGCAGCCUUAUGCAAUAAAGAGGUGGAGGUGUUAGUGGUAGUAGGUGGGUCAGACAGCCCAGAGUUUAUAAGGCAGAGCAAAGAGUACACUGAUGCAUUGUUGGCAAAGGGACUGCCAGCAAGGUACAUGGAGCUACCAGAGAUUGAUCAUUUUCAACUUGUAGAAAACCUUGAAGACCCACACUUUCCACUAACCAAGACAAUUUUUAGAAUGAUGGGACUUUAAUACACGAGAGAAAAUCGGAGAAGAUAAAACAAUAAUUGACACAGAAAGGAAAUAUCUGCAUUAUUAACAAAUACAUUCCAGACUGUGGGAUGGGAAAUAAGGAUAUUUCGACAAAUUCAAGUAUGUGAGAACUGUUAAAAUAUCAGUUUUAUGUCCAUGUUGCAUCUUUACAAAUGAAACGAUUAUGUUAAAUUUGUUUGUAGAUGAAAUGAAGCUUGUACAGUUAAUGUGUAAUUGUAACAGGAAUUAAUCAGAUUUUUAUAUGUAAAUGACACAGUCACAUAAAUGAUGUACUGUUACUUUAAUGACUGACAAUCGCAUAAUACAAGGUAUG